AUGGCGAUGACAAAUACAGCCAGAAUGACGCGGAAUACCAUAGCCCGCGAUGGGGGUGAGUAUCUCGCUAUGCUCUCCCCUACUGACCGGAGUAAAAGUAAUGGCGUCUUCCAAAUUCAGUUACACGGCGACGGUCCUGAGCUAGAGCCCUGUCAGAACGGAUUUGUCUGGGCUGCGACAAAUAUCUACGACAGCGACUCGGCCCUUAAUAUUCGGGUAGAGGAUAUAUGGCUUGCUAUUCUGGCACAGCUAAAAACCCAGAUCUUAUAUCGCUUCCGGAUUACGAAACCUACAACUAUCCCAACUUUUACUCCAGAAGAACUCAAUAACCCAACCGAGGUGGCGAACCGCUUGUCCAAUAUGGUCGAAACAGCACUUAAUGAUCUUUUGGCGGGAGUUCUUAUGCCCGAUUUCAGCCAGACCACGCCCGAGGACACCGUUUCGGCCGCUCUCUUACUACGCGGCAAAUAUUGCCCAGCUCGACAACAUCGGACGUUAAGUGACAAGAAUACUCGCUCUCCCAAGAGGGGGAUAUUUAUAGGAGAACCGGCAGACUGGGACCGACUGCGUGAAAAGUUGGCGGCAAUCAGACGCUUGAGGAAGGAGAUGGAGGCACCGGUUAACCGCCAUUUACAUUUCCUGGACAGAAUGCUACAAGCUGGAAAGUAUCAUCAUGACGAUGCUUUCGUUGCAGCUGAUGAUACGGACCCGAAACGGUAG
Molecule: messenger RNA, 720 nt
Organism: Fusarium fujikuroi IMI 58289
Lineage: Eukaryota; Fungi; Ascomycota; Sordariomycetes; Hypocreales; Nectriaceae
Exons: 1
Coding region: 1-720 (239 amino acids)
Source: RefSeq, a predicted model, not a curated record